AUGGCAGGAAAGCACUGUCUGACUCUGAAGCCCUUUGUGCAGGUGAAGGGAAGAGUUUCUCUUGACCAAUCAGCGUUCAGUGUGGAGGACAACAGGAGCUUCUACCUGAGCAGGGACAUGAUCACGUGUGCGAGGGUUGGCCAAGAUCACGUGUGCUGUGUUUCCACAGUAUUCUUGUCUUGCAUUUAUUUUCCUUCAGAGAGACAUGUUCUCCAGUACGUUUACAGCGCUCUCUCCAAACCUGCGGGAUUCUCCGGGCCUCAGUUCAGUGCCGUGGGUCUGUAUGAUGACCGACGCAUCUCUCACUACAGUAAUGAAGAACAAACCUGGAAAAGAGACCGUCAGAAGUCAGAGAUCUGGAGAGACACUGAAGAACCAGAUGAUCCUAAAGACUGGUUUAUGCAUGUAGUUUAUACUCUGUCAAACUGCACAAGAUCCAAAUGUGACGGCCUCCAUACACUGCAGAGGAGAGUCGGCUGUGAGGUGGACGCAGGGAUGAAUGUAAAAGCGUUUGAUGAGUACAGAUAUGAUGGAGAGGAUUUUAUUGCCUUUAAUUCUGACACAAUGCAGUGGAUGGAGAAAAAUCCAAAGGCAAUAGAAACCAAAAGGAAGUGGGACUCUAACAAAUUACAUAAUCAGUAUCUCCAGUCAUUCCUCAAGACCUGCAUGGACUGGAUCUCCACAUUUAAUGAUUCGAUAAGCAAUGCACCAGAUGUUCACAUGUUUGCCUCUGAAGCUCCUCAUGACCGAAGCAAGCUGAAUCUGAGCUGUCUGGCCACUGGCUUCUACCCCAAACACAUCGAGAUGAAGAUCACACUGAACGACAGAAACCUCGAGGCCUUCAGCUCUACUGGAGUCCGACCGAAUGAUGACGAGAGCUUCCAGAUGAGAAUCAGUGUGGAGAUUCACAGAGAUGAAGAAGAGAGUUAUGAGUGUUACGUCUCUCACAGCAGUCAGACACAGACACUUAUAAUACAAUGGGAUGAAAAAGGCGCUAAUAGCAGUGACGAAUCUAGACGGCAUGAUUUGGCAGUAACUGCAGCUGUAUUUGCGCUGAUAGUUUUUAAUGUGUUUCUAUGGUGUAUCUGCUCAGGAACGGCACACAAAGAGUUAAAUGGUCAGAUGAACUAUAAUGGCUCUAGCAGAAGAGAGAACGUCAUCUCAGGGUCACCGGAACUACCGGAGCCUGUUGAACCAAACCGGUUUCAGUGGCUCCUCGGGCCGAAGAUUGUGUGCUCAUGUACAGCAGUGAAGCCAGAAGAGGAUCUUCCGACAUUCAUGAGGUUCUUUCAUGAAAACACAUCUCAGGGUUUCAAAAUUAGAAUUUCGUUUCACCGCUCUGAUCAGGACAAAUAAUUUGUAAGCUUUAGUGGUCAAUAUAGAUGACAAUUAGUUUUCUGUUGUUUUAUAUGGAGCCGGUUGCACCAGUGCCAUUGAAAUAUUUACAAAAGCCUCCGACCAGGACCAUGUAUGAUAUUUCUGUUUGCAUGCAUUUACAUUUUAAGAAAGAACA
Rhinichthys klamathensis goyatoka is the source of this 1513-nucleotide messenger RNA. RefSeq names its product zinc-alpha-2-glycoprotein-like. The record is from RefSeq and is a predicted model, not a curated record. Lineage: Eukaryota; Metazoa; Chordata; Actinopteri; Cypriniformes; Leuciscidae. The coding region runs from base 1 to 1356 and encodes 451 amino acids. Gene Ontology annotation, biological process: immune response. The transcript has 7 exons. Gene Ontology annotation, cellular component: external side of plasma membrane.